AUGGCUGCCAAAAAGCUCAUUUAUCCCGCAGCAGAUCGCAACAAGGAUCCGAUACUCUCGGUUUUGAAGCGAUGCAUUCAGCGCGGUACCGAUCAAAUCUUCCUGGAGAUAUCUUCCGGUUCGGGGCAGCACGUAGCGCACUUCGCGCCGCACUUCCCGCACGUCACGUUUUACCCGUCGGAGUACGAGCCGCGACUCUUGGAGAGCAUCGCCGCGCACGCGAAUGGAUACUCAAACGUGAAGAUUCCCAUGAGAAUUGACGUCACCACCGACUACCGGCUGUGGGGAAACGGUAUCUUCAGGCCGAACAGCUUAGACUACGUAUACAACGCGAACAUGAUGCACAUCUCGCCGUAUCCGUGCACCAUCGGUCUAUUCACCAACGUGGGGCAAUUGUUGAAGCCCAACGGACUGUUAAUCACGUAUGGACCGUACGCCUUCGACGGCCAGAUCACCCCGCAGAGUAACGUAAAUUUCGACAUGUCCUUGAAAUCGCAGGACCCGGCCUGGGGCCUGCGAGACGUGACCGAGCUGAAGAAAUUGGCUGAGAAGAACAACAUCAGGUUGAUAGAGAUCGUGGACAUGCCCGCUAAUAAUAAAACGAUAAUUUGGAGAAAAUGCGCGUAA
This is a messenger RNA of Ooceraea biroi (clonal raider ant), 627 nucleotides long. RefSeq names its product methyltransferase-like 26. The record is from RefSeq and is a predicted model, not a curated record. Lineage: Eukaryota; Metazoa; Arthropoda; Insecta; Hymenoptera; Formicidae.